CUAGCCUCCUGCUCUACGCUGCCAUCUCUGUGGAGCCAGGCAAAUGUUGGCAAGUGCUGCGGACGCACAAGUGUAAUAUUCAUCAGGAAGAGUGUAAGCGUGUGGAGGAGUGGAGUAAAGAGGAGAGGAGAGGCACACUGUCCCUGUACUUCACCUCGUUGCUUUUACUGCAGCAUCUCUACGCUUCCUCAUGGAUUUCUGGAGUAAAAAAGUCUGGGGAACUAUUACACAGGUCGCCCUGAUAAUUUUCUGCUCAUUCGUGGCAGCAGGAACUGCGGUGUGUCAUAGCCCGCUGGUACACAAUCUCCUGCCGUCCUCCUUCAGAAGCUCCUCUCAGUUGUCGGGCAGCCAUGGGCCAGGCUUCGCUAAACUGAACCGCAGAGAAGGAGCCGGGGGUUGGUCUCCUCUGGAUUUAGACAGAUAUCAGUGGUUGGAGGUAGACCUCGGUGAACGGACACAAAUCACUGCUGUUGCUACACAGGGUCGCUAUGGCAGCUCUGAUUGGCUGACGGCCUACCUGCUUAUGUUCAGCGACACAGGGCACAACUGGAAACAGUAUCGACAGGAGGACAGUAUAGGGGCCAUUCCAGGUAACAAUAACGCAGACAGUGUGGUUCAGCACAAGCUCCAGCACCAAGUGAUCUCUCGCUACGUCCGCCUGAUCCCUCUGGACUGGAAUCCCAAUGGGCGGAUUGGACUCAGACUGGAGACCUACGGAUGUCCUUACAACUCUGACGUGGUGAGCUUCGAUGGUCACAACAGCCUUCUCUUCAGGUUGACUCCCCGACCGAGACAGAUGACGAGGGAAAGCAUUUCUGUGACAUUUAAAACCCUGAAGAAUUCUGGGAUACUGCUUCAUGCAGAGGGACAGAGCGAGCACAGCCUCACGCUCGAGUUAGAGAAAGGAAAGCUCCUCCUGCUCCUCAGACAAGGCAGGAGUUCUUCAGCAGACAGCCAGCAUCUGGUGUCUCUUGGCAGCCUGUUAGAUGACCAACACUGGCACCACCUCGCAGUGGAGCAUCACAGCACUCACCUAAACCUCACCAUAGAUAAAAGCACACUGUGGGUGCAGAUCCCUCAAAGAUUAACCCACUGGGAUCAUGACCAGAUGAGUGUGGGAGCAGAGCAGGUUCUCGGCUCUCGGAGGUCAGUCGGGUCACACAGAAACUUUCAUGGCUGUUUGGAAAAUCUUGUUUACAACGGCGUGAACCUGAUAGACCUCGCCAAACAGAAAGACCAGCGGGUCACAGUGAAGGGUGAUGUGACCUUUUCCUGCACUGAACCUCUUUCUGUUGCCGUGACGUUUACCAGUCCCCAGAGCUUCCUCUGGUUGCCAGGGGUGACGGAACCAUCAUCGACUGGCGUGUCUGUGAAGCUUCAGUUUAGGACGUGGAACAAGGCGGGCCUGCUGCUGACCUUUGAACUCACAAAGCAAGGGGGCGCAGUCUGGUUGUACCUGAGCGAAGCAACGCUCCAUCUGCAGAUCCACAAAGCUGGCAGGGCGCCAUUGGAGCUAGAUGUAGGUUCAGCACUGAGUGAUGGUCAGUGGCACUCUGUGGAGCUGAUCUCCAGACGAGGACAUCUGACUGUCACUGUAGACGGAGAUGAAGGAGCCACUGCCCACGCCAGUCCCUCAUUCCUUAUCACCGCAGGGGGUCAAAUUUUCUUUGGAGGUUGUCCUCCUGAAGGGAGCAGCCAGCUGUGUGUGAACCCCUACAAGACGUUCCAGGGAUGUAUGCGUCUACUGACUGUCGACAACAAACCUGUGGAUUUGAUCGUGGUGCAGCAGAGGCUGAUGGGAAACUACAGUCACCUGCAGAUUGACAUGUGUGGCAUCAUCGACAGGUGUUCUCCGAGUCACUGUGAACACGGAGGCAGCUGCACUCAAUCAUGGAGCACCUUCCACUGUAACUGCUCCAGUACCGGCUACAGUGGAGCCACCUGUCACAGCUCAAUAUACGAGCAGUCCUGUGAAGCAUACAAACACAAAGGCAACUCAUCAGGUUAUUAUUUCAUCGAUGUGGACGGCAGCGGACCAAUCAGACCACAGCUGAUAUACUGCAACAUGACAGAGGACAACACUUGGAUUGAAAUCCAGCACAAUAACACAGAGCUGACCCGAGUCCGACCUACACUGGGAAAGACUCAGCACUCGGCUCACUUUGUGUACACAUCUAGAGAGGAGCAGCUGGCAGCCAUCAUAAGCCAAUCAGAGCACUGCGAACAGGAACUGAUUUAUCACUGCAAAAAGUCACGCCUCAACACACCGGACGGCUCUCCUCUCAGCUGGUGGGUAGGAGGUGCAGGUGCAGGACAGGUGCAGACCUUUUGGGGCGGGGCUUCACCAGGCAGCCAGCAGUGUGCCUGCGGUCUGCAGGAGAACUGUGUGGACCUUAAACGCCACUGCAACUGUGAUGCUGACAGCAACGAAUGGGCUAGUGACUCAGGCCUGCUGACCCAUAAGGAGACCCUCCCUGUUAGAUCCCUGGUGCUGGGGGAUGUCCAGAGGCCUGACUCUGAGAGCGCCUACAGGGUGGGGCAUCUGCGUUGCCAUGGAGACAAGAACGUCUGGAACGCUGCUUUUUUUGACAAAGAGACGUCGUACCUCCACUUUCCCACAUUUCAAGGAGAGCUUAGCGCCGACAUCUCCUUCCUGUUUAAAACAACGUCCUCCUCUGGUGUCUUUCUGGAAAACCUGGGCAUCAAAGACUUCAUUCGGAUUGAACUGAGCUCCUCCACUGAGGUAGUCUUCUCCUUUGAUGUGGGUAACGGCCCGCUGGAGGUUCGCGCGACGGCUGGUUUCCCGCUGGACAACAACAGGUGGCACAGCAUCCGAGCCGAGCGCAACGUAAAAGAGGCGUCGCUACGUCUGGACGAGCUCCCCGCUGCUACACGCGAGGCUCCUUCUGAUGGGCACAUCCACCUGCAGCUGAACAGCCAGUUGUUUAUAGGAGGCACGGCAUCCAGGCAGAAGGGCUUCCGGGGUUGCAUUCGCUCUCUGCAGAUGAACGGUGUCACUCUGGACUUGGAGGAGAGAGCAAACAUCACCCCCGGGGUUCAGGCAGGGUGUCCAGGCCACUGCAGCAGCUACGGCUCACUCUGCCAGAACCGAGGUCGCUGUGUGGAGAGACCCAACAGCUUUUCUUGCGACUGUGGCCCGUCCGCUUUCACUGGAGCCUUCUGCAAGAGAGAGGUUUCAGCCAACUUCAAGUCAGAAACAUCUAUCAUCUACACCUUCAAGGAGCAGAUGUGGAGUGGUUUCAACAGGAGCAGCAGCAGCACUCUGCCCUCCUCCAUCUACACUGACACGACCCUGAGAGCAGAAAAUGUCUCCCUGAGCUUCAGGACCAGCCAGAGUCCCACUCUGCUCCUCUACGUCGGCUCUUUUCACAAAGAGUACCUGGCUGUGCUGCUCAACAAGCAUGACAGGCUGGAGGUCAGGUACAGACUUGACAGGAGUAAAGAAGCAGAGAUCCUGAGGAGCAAAGUGGGGAACCUCGCAAACGGACAGCUGCAUGCCGUGACCAUCAGCAGACUAGCAGAUGCUGUCUCUCUGCAGAUUGACAGGAACUCCAAAGAGGACUUCAACCUGUCAUCUGAUGUAGAAUUUAACGCCAUCAGGUCGCUUGUUCUUGGCAGAGUGCAAGACUCUGCUGAUUUGGACCAGGAGCUGUCUCGACUUGCCUCUCUUGGUUUCACAGGCUGUCUGUCUGGUGUCCUCUUUAACACCAUCAGCCCUCUGAAAGCUGCUCUGCUCCAUCCAGACACCAGCCCCGCUACUGUCACUGGACCGCUGAUCCAGUCCAUGUGUGGCUCCUCUUCUGCCUAUUCUUACACAGCUGAAACCACACACCACCUGUCAGACCAGUCUGGAUCAGUGGGAAGGGGUCAGCCUUUAGUGAAUGCAAUCAGAAGUGACUCAGCCAUGAUUGGAGGUGUGAUCGCAGUGGUGAUCUUUGUGACUGUGUCUGCAUUAGCCGUAAUGGCCCGAGUCCUGUACAGGAGGAAAGGCACGUGUCAGAGCCAGGAGACAAAAACAGUCAAACCUGAGGACAGCCCGGAGCUCGCAUUCAGCAGCCAAACCAGUACACAGAACGGUCUGAGAGAGAGCCAGAAGGAAUAUUUCAUUUAGAUGAAGGUCUGACCUGCUGCUGAGAGACAGAUGCCUUGUCAAGCCUUAGUGCUUUACACCCCCAAAAAAACUGAGCCGGAGCAGAGACUCUACAAGACAGGAGGACAAACAGAACAGAACACUUCUAAUCAUUUUAUUUUAGCCUCUGUGGUUGUGUUUGUAAAAUCUGUAUAUAAAUACACAAGAUCAACUCGUUGAGUUUAUAAUAUGCCAAUAGAGUUGAACAAUUACUGUAAAUAUUUUAUGAUGUUAAUGUUACAAUAAUAACAUUAACCAGUCCUUCCUCUCUCCUAUUGAAUAGUUGGUAAUGAAUAAAAGACAAACUUUCUAGAAGUAAACAUACAUUUGUCUGUUGGGGGAGGUUUGAAUGCAUUUUCUUUAAACAAAGAUAAGUUUUAACACCGUCUUACAUCGUGUUAUAACAACAUGCAGCUCAAGUGAGCAUCAGCUGUCUCUUAUUGUCUUAUGGUCCUAACAGCCUGCGGUGUUUUUGACCUUUUAUUUUUUUAUUUAAGUGGCACGUGUAGAGAAGGAUGAGAAAUGAGGGCGAUGGACAAGCCGUGGUGAGUGUCAGAGAAAAUAUUUCUUGAUAUUCUUGCGCUUUUCUCACUCAAUAGAGCUUCUUAGAUUGUUUUACAAAGUGGCGAUAUAAAAGUGGUGCAUUGAUUAUAACUAUAUCCGUGGUUAAAAUGUCUUUCUUUGAAUUUUGUUAACACUGGGUUAAAACUUAUUCGGCUCACUCCUAUCAAAGGCUGGUGAGCACAAAUCACCACACUUCCGUUUCUCUACUUUCAAAAUAAAAGCACCAGGUGUCAUAUUAUUACAAGGGGGGAACUGAAAUUCACAGAGCAGAGAACUGAAUGUUUAAAGGGUGCCGGGUGGACACUGGGUGUCCUUCAACAUCUGACGCUCACAUGCUGUUAAGACAAGCUGCUAGUGAGUGAUUGAUUGAAUAGCAGUUGUCUUCAUAGCUUUAGUUUGAUGUUUUGUUUUUUGUGCCUACUGUGUGACAUGGAGAAAACCAUUCUUCUAGGUUCCCAUUGAAUGUUUGUAAUUUUCUCCAAGUCUCUGCGUGUAAUUCUCAAGGACUGUUUUACAUUGUUUGGCUUGAACAAAAUGCUUGACUCAUAUUUAAGUAUUAAUGCUUCAUAUCGCUCUGAUCCAAAUGAACAUUUCAUGUCUUAAACACAAACAAAGUUAAUAAAUUACUCAAAUAAAAUUCAUGUAGUUCUUAGUAGGAGAACAAUGGAAAACAAGUGUUGAAGACUUUUUUUGUUUAACGCGAUAAUGAGAGCACAUUUUAAUAUAUUGGUAGGAAACAAAAACGUGAGGCUCAGAAACGUGAGCUUGAAAGACUAAAGGCAGAAAAUGACGUUAAAGCUGCACGAGAGAUUGGCUAGUUACAAUCAGGAAAUGAUGCAGGAGGACGUGUUUACUCAGCUGAUUACAACACUAGAAGACUGCAGCAUGUAUCUCCACUGCAACCUGUGUCUUCAGCUCCCAUCCACCAGCCAACCAAUGUUACAAAGG
This is a messenger RNA of Labrus mixtus (cuckoo wrasse), 5662 nucleotides long. Its product is annotated as contactin-associated protein-like 4. The transcript has 24 exons. Gene Ontology annotation, molecular function: calcium ion binding. Lineage: Eukaryota; Metazoa; Chordata; Actinopteri; Labriformes; Labridae. Bases 191 to 4132 code for a protein of 1313 amino acids. The record is from RefSeq and is a predicted model, not a curated record.